CAGCGCCCGCGGCCGCCGGGCCAUGGAGCUCAUCGAGCUGCGGGAGCUGCAGCCGGAGCCGCGGCCGGGCCGGGGCCGCCUGGAGCGGACCAACGCCUUGCGCAUCAGCCCGGCCCGCCGGCCCGGCACCGGCUCCGGAGCACACCCCGACCCGCGGCUGACGGCGGCACCGGGCGCCGGGCACCGCUUCGAGCCGCGGCGACGCGGGCUCCACACCUGGUGCGACCUCUGCGGGGACUUCGUCUGGGGAGGCGGCAGGAAGAGCCUCCAGUGCCGCCACUGCAGGUUCACCUGUCACUACCGGUGCCGGGCCCUGGUGCGGCUGGACUGCAGCGGCCCCCCGGGUGCUGGUGAUGAGGAUGAUGGCACCGAGCAGGAGCUGGAGAAGGACACCAACGUGGAUGAGCCUAGUGAGUGGGAGAAGGCAGAGCUGGACCAGGUGCAGGUGGAGCAGCGGAUCAAGGAGUACAACAGCCAGAUCAACAGCAAUCUUUUCAUGAGCCUGAACAAGGAUGGCUCCUACACUGGCUUCAUCAAGGUGCAGCUGAAGCUGGUGCGUCCUGUCUCAGUGCCGGCCACCAAGCGGGCAGGGCGGCCGGGGCCACGAGCCCAGGGGGUGAAGCGCCGCACGUCCUUCUACCUGCCCAAGGGGACCGUCAAACACCUGCACAUCUUCUCUCACACCCGUGCCAGCGAGGUCAUUGAUGCCCUCCUCCGCAAGUUCACUGUUGUCGACAACCCCCGCAAGUUCGCCCUCUUUGAGAGGUCCGAGAAGGAUGAGCAAGUGUACCUGCGGAAGCUGGCCGACGAUGAGCAGCCCCUGCGGCUGCGGCUGCUGGCUGGUCCCAGUGAGAAGGUGCUCAGCUUCGUCCUGAAGGAGAACGAGACUGGGGAGUGGGAUGCCUUCACGCUUCCAGAGCUGCACAACUUCCUGCGCAUCCUGCAGCGGGAGGAGGAAGAGCACGUGCGCCAGCUGCGGCACCGCUACGCCUGCUGCCGCCAGAAGAUGCAGGAGGCGCUGGCCACGCGCACGCCGGGAUGACCAUGCUGCCCAUGCCUGUAGCCAAGCAAUGUGCUGGGACCCUUGCCUGCCGGCGGGUGGGGGUACUGGGGUGGGGGGGAGCGGGGUACCCCGGGAGCCACUGGGCUAUCGCAGCCCCCAUGGGGCUGGCCUGGGGAGUGGGUGUCCCUCUGGGGAGCGAGUGUUCCUGGGGGGAAGCAGGGUGUUGAGCACCAAUAAAGGUAUCUGGGUGACGAGG
This is a messenger RNA of Phalacrocorax carbo (great cormorant), 1259 nucleotides long. The record is from RefSeq and is a predicted model, not a curated record. Lineage: Eukaryota; Metazoa; Chordata; Aves; Suliformes; Phalacrocoracidae.